Molecule: messenger RNA, 4318 nt
Organism: Lymnaea stagnalis (great pond snail)
Lineage: Eukaryota; Metazoa; Mollusca; Gastropoda; Lymnaeidae
Source: the annotation of a GenBank genome assembly
AACAUAAAAGGCGUGCGUUACGAUACUUUACAAUUUAUAUUCAGUCAGAGGUUUAUGUAAUAUCUCUGUAAAUGUUAUAAACACCUAGAUUAAAAAAAAAGUAUUUGAUCAACUGUUAGGAUUACACAUGAUUUUUAUUGCUUUUAAAAAUAAUAAUGUUAUGAAUGUAGUUUUGUGAAGGCUACUACUAACUACUACUUGUUGAAAGUUUUCUUCUUCAUCUAUAUUCUAUAUCUUAAGUCUUAAGGAGUCUUAAGGGACCACGAUCAAUUCGUAUCGACAUCGUGAGAGGUACCGGUAGGCUAAUAACUAAUAACUAAUAAUGAAUUAUGUUAAGGACGGCUGCCACAACGUCUUUUAUAGUUGCAGUGAAUUAGGGGUUAGGUUAGGCAUAGACUUAGGUAGGAAGCAUUACAUCAAAUUCAAAUGGCCAUGCCAUUUAAAAUAUAUAAAUUAUUAUUAUAAAAAGUUUAAAAAGGUUUUGUCAAUUUUAAUAAAAAAAAUCAGACCACUACCAGUGUGUGAGUGUGUGUGUUGUACCCAUAUAAAUAUAAUGCCAUAUAUGAUAUAAAAAAAGGAGAACGUUAGCAAUACUUUUUGUUCUGGAUGUAUCAUUAGUCAUAAUGAAUGUAUGAAUUAUUCGAAAAUGACAUAGGCCUAUACUGUAGUCUAUAGUAUAUUUAUAUAUAUAAAUAUAAUAAUAAUUAUUAUUAAUAUAAUUUCAUCAUGUUGGCCUAUGCAUUAUCACAGUUUAUAUUAUUUCUCCCCUGAGGAUUAUAAUUCAGUCUUACUUUAAGAAAUUCACAUUUUAUAAAGAUUUUGCUUAACUUGAGUUAAUUUACAGUUCAUACUAUACUGUUUUUUUUUAAAAUUUCAGAUAACUCAUUAAUUCUCAAGAAACAAAAAUGACUGAGGCUAAAAGAAAUUUAUUAACCUCAAUAAGGAAAGAAGCUACAGGUUCAAAAGAAAAGGAAGCAGAAUCUUCUCUUACAAUUACAGUUGGUGAAGCAUCCAAUUUUAAAUCAGAAUUCCCAAAAAUUGAACUCUUGGUUGAAUUUGGCACUUUCUUAGAAUUAAGAGAUGCUCUUGACAAGUACCAGAGAGAAAAUUUUGUGCAACUGAUUGUAAAAGAUUCAAAACUUUUGAAAGCGGAAUCGACUCGGAAGGUUGGGAAACUAUAAUUACAAUUAUAUACAUGUUUUAGAUUAAUAUGGCCAAUGCAAAAUACUACAUUAAUUCCUGCACUAACUAGAUAUCAUCCAUCCUCUUCUGUAUAAAUUCAGUUUUAAUAUUUUUAAAGCUGCUCUUAUUCUAAUCAUUGAAAUGUCAUUUAAUUGAAUACUUAAUAAUACUGGUUACUCACCCUCAGAUAAACUUCAAUAAUAAUUUAGUCAAGCACUACUUUUAGAAAGAAUGUUGAAUAAGAAAUUGAUAUUUUUAUUUUGCAUUCAUUUAAAACAAAUUAUAAAUAAGUUUUAUUAUAGUGUUUGCCUUGCAUUAUCACAAUUCACUUUUUCAGGUUAUUCCCAAAGUUUAUCAUUUAGUGAACCAGAGCUUGAUGUAUCAUUCUAUCACCUAUUGCUGCAAGUGUCAUGGGGAACUUAAGCAAAAACCCACUGGUAGAAUCAAGAAUGUAGGGUUAGUAGUAAAAUUUGAAAAUAUAGUUAUUGUAACAGUAUGACUUUGAACAUGCUUAUAAUUUAAAAAAUUUACCGUACCGGUAUAUAAAUGCAUAUAAUUUGUGUUCACUGUUUUAUUACUAGCAGAGCUUAGUUUGGACCUCAUCACACUUUAGUUUAACUCUAAUUGUGGCUAAUUUUUAAUUUUUACAGCAUUAAAAUGAAGGUAUUGUUUUAAAUUAUCUCAUUGAUGCUUUAAAUGAGAGGUCAACUAUGCCUAAGAUUUAUUUUAACUUAACUAAUAUAUUUAUUAUCAUCCGUAGUCAGAAGCGCCUAAACUGCCCCAUGUAUAUUCGAUUCAAGCUCACCCCUGACCUCCAGAAGCUUGUCUUAUUUGACAUGGAUGAGACACACAACCAUGACAUUGAUCGGACAACCUUCCAGAUGACCCCUCGUCAGCAACUAUACAGAAUCUCUAGAUUGAAGCGCAAACUUGAAGAUGGUGUGGAUGACGAUGAUGAGCAAAAUGACACACCAUUGAUUAAUGUAAACAAAAAUGGUAUGUCAGCUGUUCUUAUAGAUCAAUUCAUUGUUUUUCCCCUGCUUGUAGUCAACCCAUUAGACUUAAGACAUAUUUUGAUACCUAAGGCAUAGACUCAUAACCUCUGCAAAAAUUACGGGUGCAACAAGGGAAGGAGGAAAAAAGCAGGUAGUAAUAUAGUAUAUGAUGGCCAUAAUUAAUAUGAUUUAUCUCUUUAAAAAAAAAAUUCUCACAGUGCUAUGUUUACUAACUUUAGAAGCUUGUACAGUACACAUUACAGCAACGUUUUUAAUGUUUAUCUAUUCAAUUAGUGACGCAAAUUUAAAACAACAAACAAAUCAUUAAAUUCUUACGUUUUUCUUUUCAGAUUGUACUAUACUGUACUUAAAAUUUAAAUUGUUCCAUUUUAAAAGAAAAAGGAGAAUUAAGGUUAAAGCCUUUGAUAAAUAAUUAUUGGUUUGUAGCACCCAAUAAACUGUCUAAAGUUUAAAAGUAGAAAGCCAUUUUGAAGGUAAAACGUUUGCCAUGAGACCCCGGAUGAAUUCCGAUAUAAUGCUGUUGUGGCCUGUAUAUUCAUCCGCAAAUGAAAAAAAAAAAGUACCAUACAACAAAUAUAUAUUCACGAGGUUAAAAAAUCUUUAAAAAAAAAAAAAAUCCCCUAUUUCCUACUUUUUAAAAAACCCAACGCUUUUUUCACAGAAUUUUGCAAAAUCGUUAUCAAAGCGAUCGAAAUGUUAAGGAACCAAAUAUCUUGCAAUUACAGGGUUUCACUGUAUUUUAAAUAGAUAUUUUUUUUAGAAUCCCAUGUGUAAGAGCUGCAUCCCUUUAGUUUGAAAUUAGAAGGUUGUUGCUGCUUUAAGGUAAUUUAUUUUUUAAGAGUUUUUUAUUUCUUAUUCAAUAUUUUGUCUAACAGUUGUCCUCUUCUUCCUAUUUUUAGAGAAACGUUUGUCAGUAUCACAUCUUAAGCAAAAGCCACCUAAGAAAUCUCAAAAGAAGGUCCCAAAAGAUGUUGGAAAUGAAAAUGAGAACAAUGUUGAUGAUGAAGAAUUGGACGAUAAUCAUGUUAAUGACUCUGUGAGUGAUGAGGAUGAAAAUUCUACGAAAGAAGAACACAGUCAGCCUGAAUCCCCACUUGAUUCAGAAUCAACUUGUUCAGACUCUGAUGAUGAUGAAUUUCGUAAAAAGCGUCAGCUUCUACCAUUUCCACUAAGACUUGUAGGUUCAGCAAUACAAAGUUCUCCAGAAUUGCUCAUGGCUACAAAGGAAUUGAUAGAAAUUCAGAAAUCGAAAUUGCUCCUUGAAAAGCAAAAACUGAUUCUCGAGACAAAACAUCUGGAACUUGCAAAUUUAAAAUUGGAACUUGAAGUUCGGAAAAUGGAGAAAAAUUUUGCAGCUGAUAUUUCAGGAUCAGGGCAUGGUCGUGACACAACAAUUUUUCUACAAGCUAACUAAGUGAAAUAUAAAUGUGUAAAUAAGCAGAAUGUGAUGAUCAUAAUGUAAAGAAAGAUUUUAAAAUGUAUAUUUUUCUGUUACCAUCGCUUGAUAGUCAGUAAGGAUUAGUUUACUUUUUAGUGCAAUCAAUAUUGCACAAUUAUAUUACCUUGCCAUCUACCAAAACAACCAAUUUCUUCAAUUUGAUUGAUUAAAAAAAUAAUUGUUGAUUGUUGUCGUAAUUCAGUGCAACUGCUACUAAACCUACUGUAUAAAUAACUGAUGGUUGGCAAUGGUAAAAUAAGAGUAUUCAUGUUUCAAAUCCUGUUUAAUAAUGUGCUAACUCACUCAUGCCAUCCUACUAUCAUUGAUAAUCAUUGCCAGCAACCUAAAUAUUUAGGUAGUGAUUGUUAAGUGUUUUUUGUUACUUUCCUUUUUAGCGAAGUAUUCUGAUGAGGCUAAACGCUAAUUAAAAAAUUCUAUUGCCAAAACCUGCACUUUAUUCAGGGUGCAGGCUUAAUCCAACUUGGUUAAAAUAAUGGGGUAAGAUUUUGUUUCCACUGUUCUUGCUAAUGACUAUUGUUUUUGUUAUGUUGCAUUAUGUAAACUUUAAUCCCUUUUUUUAGAGAUGAAGUUAAAAAUUUAAAAAUGAUAAAAAAGAAAAUAUUCUGCAUUUCUUCAAAUUUACUUAUUUAAUUUUUUUUUGUCUACAUAAAAAUCUCCAGAC